GAGAAUCCUGCCGCCGAUAGUAAUGGCUCGUGUUAAAGACGGUGAUGGUUUGGAAUACGAGUCAACGGAGAGGCGUCGGAGAGAAGAAACCGCCGGAGAAGAACCACCAACAAAUGCUUCGGAGUUUGAGACUCCAAAAGGAACCGCGGAGAUGGAAGUUGAUCCGAUAGAACCACCAACAGAUGCAUCGAAGAUUGAGAGUCAGAAAGGUACCGCCGACAUGGAAGAGGAUUCCGAGAGUGAAAAAGAAACUCCGAAAGAAACUACAAUCGAUAAGACCGAGUUGGCCCGAGAGGCUGAGCGAGAGAAUGAUCCAACAGAAGGAGUUGGUGGCUUGAAUGGUUCAGGAGAAGCGUCCAUAGACGCAGUAGAAGGAAGAGAUGGGCCAGAAAUAGAAGAACCUCCCAGAGAAACGGAAAAUGUAAUUGUAAUGGAAAAAGGGAUAGUCUCCUCACGAAGCGUCGCAUGCGUCAGCAGCAGCAGCCUCCCGGAGCUGGCCUCGACGAAUGUUGCCGUCAUUGAGAAAGAGUAAGUUCCCGAUCUGAAUUUCGAGACAAUUGUGCAUGAUUUUUUGAUUUGGAUCCCAGGAUUUGAUUAUUUAGUGAUGUAUCUUUGUUUGAUUAUUAAAAAAAGUGAGGCUUU
This is a messenger RNA of Arabidopsis arenosa, 642 nucleotides long. The record is from the annotation of a GenBank genome assembly. NCBI's taxonomy places the organism in Eukaryota, Viridiplantae, Streptophyta, Magnoliopsida, Brassicales, Brassicaceae.